AAGCGCCAGCAGGAGCAGAGUUUCCAGGAGCAGAGCUCGUUGGCAGCCGAGGCCCGUGAGACCCAGCCUCAGGAGCUCCUGGAGAAGACAGCAGAGGGCCAGGCUGCCAAGAAGCAGAAGCUGGAGCAGGAUUCAGGGGCCGAUGAAGGCCAAGAAGCCGGUGGAAGCGAAGCUCCCCAGGGGAGCACCCCAGGGGGCGAGACCACUGAUGACGGCCAGGCUAAUGGGCAGCAGGAGGAGGCAGGUGAAGGCUCUUCAUCUUCCCCAGAGUCUUCUUCUCCUCCAGAGUCUUCAUCUCCCCAGCCAGGGCCUUCAAACGGGGUGACCCCCUUGCCCAGGUCAGCCCUGCUCAUCCAGCUGGCCACUGCCAGGCCUCGGCCUGUGAAGGCUAAGCCUCUGGAUUGGCGUGUGCAGUCCAAAGACUGGCCGCAUGCUGGCCGUCCCGCCCACGAGCUGCGCUACAGCAUCUACCGGGACCUGUGGGAGAGAGGCUUCUUCCUCAGCGCAGCUGGGAAGUUUGGUGGUGACUUCCUGGUCUAUCCUGGUGACCCGCUGCGUUUUCACGCCCACUACAUCGCUCAGUGCUGGGCCGCCGACGACCCCAUCCCCCUUCAGGACCUGGUCUCUGCCGGCCGCCUGGGAACCAGUGUCAGAAAGACCCUGCUUCUCUGCUCCCCCCAGCCUGAUGGGAAGGUGGUCUACACCUCCCUGCAGUGGGCCAGCCUGCAGUGAGCUGGAGAAUGGGGGUGUGUGGCUGUGGGCCGCAAGAACCCCCUUGGAUGGUCACCCCAGCUUGUCUCCACAUGAAGGCUCGUGUCCCCCGCCCUGCCUGAAUCCACAGUUUUGAACACUACAUCCUUUCUAGGUUUUUUUUUUUUUUUUUCUGUUUUAAGGCAUUUCCUGGCUGUGUUGUUUUGUAUUUCUGUUUCCAAACUGUGAGCUUGUUCAGAGUUGAGACUGCUCUUAUUUUAUUUGGCUUUUUCUGUUUUCUACAGGGCAGUUCUCAAUAAAUGUUGAAUAAAUGUUUGUAUUUUGAGUCAUGACAAUAA
Messenger RNA from Cricetulus griseus (Chinese hamster), 1049 nucleotides. Lineage: Eukaryota; Metazoa; Chordata; Mammalia; Rodentia; Cricetidae. The record is from RefSeq and is a predicted model, not a curated record.